Cygnus atratus (black swan) is the source of this 2029-nucleotide messenger RNA. It is a transcript of the gene EPS8L3, whose product is annotated as EPS8 like 3. The record is from RefSeq and is a predicted model, not a curated record. The transcript is spliced from 18 exons. Gene Ontology annotation, biological process: Rho protein signal transduction; positive regulation of ruffle assembly; regulation of Rho protein signal transduction. Bases 1 to 1863 code for a protein of 620 amino acids. NCBI's taxonomy places the organism in Eukaryota, Metazoa, Chordata, Aves, Anseriformes, Anatidae. Gene Ontology annotation, molecular function: actin binding. Gene Ontology annotation, cellular component: plasma membrane; vesicle; ruffle membrane.
AUGGGACCGUGGGACUCACCGCUAUCUGUCUGUCCGGCCAGUAGCGAAACCGAAGACAGCUCCCACCUCCACCACUCCAACAGCUUUGCCCGACCCAGCGGGAAAAGCAUCUACAACCAGCGCAAGGACUACAGCCAGAGCCUGCUCAAACCCCAAAGCAAUUUCCAGCACCAUGUGGAGCACCUGCUCACCAUGCGGCUGGACAGGGACAUCCGCAACACCGAGGACUGCCUGGCUCGCCUGAAGGCGCUGGAGGCCCAGGGCCGGGUCUGGGGGCAGGACCUCAUCCUGCACGUCAAGAACCAGGAGCUGGUGCUGAGCGAUGUGGAGAGCAAGGAGGAGCUGGAGAGCUACCCGCUGGGCAGCGUGCAGGACUGCGCGGUCCUGCUGGACGCCUGCAGCUACGACUCGGUGCUGGCCGUCACCGUGCAGGAGCAGGCCCCCCCCGGCACCAGCGUCCUGCUCUUCCAGUGCGACCGCAUCGGGGCCCGGACCCUGAAGAGCAGCCUGGAGAAGCUGGUGAAGCAGUGCAAGGAGGAGCAGCACCAGUACGGACGCAGGGCCCCCCCGGAGCAGCUGUCCGACCCGAUCCCCCCGUACAUGCCGGCCCCCUACGGAGCCCCGGAGCGGUGGGCAGCCACCCCAGAGCCCACCUUACCUGCGCCUCCCCAGCGCAGAUCAUCCUCCUUGGACUACAGGGGGGGCAGCUGGGACCACCCCCCAGCACCAGCCGUCCAGCAGACCACCUGGGUCGACCCCUCGGGCCAGAUCAUGUCCGACACCGAACGAGACGCGAUGGUCCUCAACCACGUGCUGGGUGACAUGGAGCUCUUCGUGAAGCAGGUGAAGGACGCCCUCAGCCUGAUGAGCACCAAGAAGCAGAAAAAGAAGAAGAGCAAAGCUCUGCCACCCGAGGCCAGCUACAAGGACUUUUUCCAGAAGGUGAAAUACGCCCUGAACCUCCUGGGAAUCACCCACCAGCAUCUAGAGAACCCGGACCCCCCCCAGCUGCUGCACCUCAUCUUCGAUACCCUGUCCUUCGUCCUGGACAACUGCCCCAACCCCAGACUGGCGCCGGCGGUGGAGGCACCGCUGCUGAUCCCGGAGGCGGUGGAGCUGCUGGAGAAGACCCUGCACCCGCACGAGUACAGCACCUGGAAGAUGCUGGGCAUCAGCUGGAACAAGACCAGGGCGGAGUACCCCAACAGCGAGCAGGUGCCCCCCUACAUCCCCACCUUCUCCGACGGGUGGCUGCCCCCACCCAUGCUGAAACCGGAGCAGCGGCAGCAGCAGUUGCCGGCCACCAGCCACAAGAACGCUCCCAGCUACGGGAACAUUCCCGGCCACAGGAACGGGGACGUGCCCGGCUACGGGGACAUUCCCAGCUAUGGGGACAUUCCCGGCCACGGGAGCGUUCCCAGACGCGGGGACGUUCCUGGCCAGGUGCUGGCGCGGGCUCUGUACGAGUUUCAGGGCAGGAACCCCCAGGAGCUGAGCGUCAGGAUGGGGGACACGCUGGAGGUGCUGGACCAGCAGAAGAAGUGGUGGCUGGUGCAGAGCAGCCUGGGGCACAAGGGCUACGUCCCCAGCAACAUCCUGGAGCCGCUGGGGCACGAGGACAGCAGGAGCCAGGUCAGCCCCCCCAACCUGCACACGGGCUCCUCGCCGGCGGAGGUGACAGCCUGGCUGAAGGACAAAGGCUUCUCGCGGAUCACGGUGAGGUGCCUCGGGGUGCUGUCGGGCCACCAGCUGCUGCAGAUGACGCCGGAGGAGCUGCGCGCCGUCUGCCCCGAGGAGGGGCGACGCGUCCUCUUCAAGCUCUCCUCCGUCAAGAUGUCCCUGGGGAUGAGCCCCAGGGACUGAGCCGCAGGGAGCACGCCGACGCCGUCCCCGACGUCCUCCUGCUGCCACCCCAGGACAGAGCGCCCUGGGGGGGGCAGCCCCGCAGGACUGGAGGGGCCUGGCAGGAGGAGGUUCCCCAGCCCCCUGUGGUGCCCAUUCCUCCCAAAAGCACCAGCGGGGGGAAGCU